AUGGAGGCCCAAAAAGCCGCCGUCGUUGCUUGCAUUGCAACCACCGUCCUUCUACUCGCACUCAUACUCCUCUUCUCGUUCCUAGGAAUAUUAUCCAAAACCCUCUUCACUGUCGUCGCCAUCGCCUCUGCCGUGGUCAUCGUGUUCACCGUAUGGUUGUUUGUGCACCUCGCAAUCAUGGAUCAGAGGAGGACGUCGGUGCCGGUGAGGCGCUUGGUUGACGUGGACGAAGGCCUCCGCCUCGAAUAUAGCUUUUUCCGAAAGGUUGCAGGGCUACCCACAAAGUUCUCCUACAAAACACUCGAGGCCGCCACCGACAACUUCCAGGCAUUGCUCGGACGCGGCUCCUCGGCGUCGGUCUUUAAUAUCCUGGACGAUUGCACGGCCAUCACCGUCAAGAGGAUCGAGGGAAGCGUGCAUGGGGACAAGGAGUGCCAAUCCGAGAUCGCGGCGAUCGCCAGCAUCCAGCACGUGAAGCUCGUACACCUUCUUGGCUACUGUCUCAUCCCCGGUGGGCCAUACUUCCUCGUCUACGAGUUCAUCCACAAUGGAUCGCUGGACAACUGGAUUUUGAGGCACCAGGUUGCAAUCGAUGUCGCCAAGGCUCUCGCAUACCUUCACCACGAUCGCCGGUCGCGGGUACUGCACCUCGAUAUCAAGCCGGAGAACAUACUGCUCGACGAGAGCUUCCGGGCAGUCGUGUCGGACUUUGGCCUGUCAAAGCUGAUGGGCAAGGAUCAGAGCCGGGUUGUGACGACGGUGCGAGGGACCAGAGGCUACUUGGCCCCAGAGUGGCUCUUAGAGAAUGGGAUCUAUAGCUACGGGAUGGUGCUGCUGGAGCUCGUGGGGGGGCGUCGGAAUGUUUGUCUCAUCGGAGAUGGCGAUAGGUCUCAGCGGAAGUGGCCAUACUUCCCGAGAAUUGUGGCCGAGAAGGCGAGGGAAGGAAGGAUCAUGGAGGUGGUGGAUGAGAGGUUGAUGGGAGGAGGAGGUGGAGUGGAGGAGAAGCAGGUGAGGACUUUGGUCGACGUGGCGCUGUGGUGCAUCCAGGAGACGGGAAAGCUGAGGCCGAGCAUGGCAAGGGUGGUCGACAUGCUCGAGGGUAGGAUGGCCGUCGACGUCCCACCAGAGACACAGAUGAUCGUUGUAGACCUCCUGGCGAUCGACCAACUUGACGCCGACCAUGGCCAAGUAGGAGUUCGUGGUGGUGCUGGGGCUGGGUACCCAUCGGAGAGUAGGCACCCGAUGCCAUCGUCGACCCACUCGUUGGCUUUGUCAGCUCUAUCGGGUCGGUGA
This is a messenger RNA of Elaeis guineensis (African oil palm), 1293 nucleotides long. Its product is annotated as probable receptor-like protein kinase At5g20050. Gene Ontology annotation, molecular function: ATP binding; protein kinase activity. Gene Ontology annotation, biological process: protein phosphorylation. The record is from RefSeq and is a predicted model, not a curated record. NCBI's taxonomy places the organism in Eukaryota, Viridiplantae, Streptophyta, Magnoliopsida, Arecales, Arecaceae.